Coregonus clupeaformis (lake whitefish) is the source of this 4617-nucleotide messenger RNA. RefSeq names its product RE1-silencing transcription factor-like. Gene Ontology annotation, biological process: regulation of gene expression. Lineage: Eukaryota; Metazoa; Chordata; Actinopteri; Salmoniformes; Salmonidae. Gene Ontology annotation, cellular component: nucleus. The record is from RefSeq and is a predicted model, not a curated record.
CAGGGUGAUGUGUAGGAAUGUGCGGAAACUUCUUCCUUGAACAGUUUGUGUGCUAGUACUUCGAUAAUAUUGACCGAAUACCGACAAGGAGUGGAUACAUAUAUACGCAUGGCUUCCCAGACGGUGUAUCCAAUGGGAUUGGUCAUGUUCUCCACCUCAGUUGGCAUGCCCAUGGUGGAGGAUGCCCAGGGGUUGGCUGAGCUUCCACACAACGAGCUGCCGGCCCCGCAGCUGGUCAUGCUCGCCAACGUAGCCUGUGAAAACCAAGCAGAAGGGAAGGAGAUGAUGGAGCUUCAAACCGUCGGCAGCUACUCCGAUAGUGAAGACGAGAACAUCAUCAGAUACAGUUACGAUAGCCAUGAGAGAGAGAUGUGUAUUGUAGACUACCCAGAGUCUCCACGGGCUGCCCUUACCCAGGUUGAGGAGAUUGACGUGGAGGAAGAAGGGAUUGACCUGUCCAAACCCUCUGACCAGCGCCCUUCUAGCCCUUUCACCCCUUCCACCCCUUCUACAUCUCUGGGCAUGAUCAUGGAGUCAGCUAAGAAGAAGAAACCCUUCUUCUGUAAACCCUGCAACUACCAGGCCCAGUGCGAGGAGGAGUUUGUAACCCACAUCAAAAUCCACAGCGCCAAUAGGAUGAUCGUGGUGAAACGCAUGGUGGGGGACAAGGCACGGGCAAAAGAGACGUUGGCGGGACCAGAUCAAGAGGCGGAGAGCGGCGAUGGCGGGGCCAACAACAAAGGGCUGAUCCGCUGUGAGCGCUGCGGCUACAACACCAACCGCUACGACCAUUACAUGGCUCACCUCAAGCACCACGAGAAGGAGGGCGACGACCAGAGGGUCUACAAAUGCACCAUCUGCACAUAUACCACCGUCAGCCAGUACCACUGGAAAAAGCACCUCAGGAACCAUUUCCCCAGUAAGCUCUUCACCUGCAACCAGUGCUGCUAUUUCUCGGACCGUAAGAACAACUAUGUGCAGCAUAUCCGCACUCACACAGGGGAGCGUCCCUUUCGAUGUCCAUACUGUGAGUACUCAAGCUCCCAGAAGACCCAUCUUACCAGGCAUAUGAGAACACACUCAGGUGAAAGGCCUUUCAAAUGUGACCGCUGCAACUACCUGGCUGCCAAUCAGCAUGAGGUGACACGCCAUUCCAGACAGGUUCACAAUGGACCCAAGCCCCUGUGCUGCCCCCACUGCCCAUACAAGACGGCUGACCGCAGCAACUACAAAAAGCAUGUGGAGCUCCACCUCAACCCGCGUCAGUUCCUUUGCCCUGUCUGCAAGUAUGCCGCUUCCAAGAAGUGUAACCUACAAUAUCACAUCAAGUCUAGACACCCUGGCUGCCCACAGAUCGCAAUGGAUGUGUCAAAGGUCAAGCUGCGUGUCAAGAAACCAGAUUCUGAUGAAUUCACUGAUGAGUACACCAUGGUGAAUGGAAUAGCAAAGUUUGAGCUGUCAGCAAUUGAUGAUGAUGCCGAGGAGGGACCAGAGAUCUCUGGAGCUGAUAAACAAUCAAGCCCUAUCAAUCUCUCGACCAAGAGAAGCAUUCCUAGCCCUGUACAAGCUGCAGAAAGUGUAUCAAUGGACAAGACCCCCAAGAAAUGUGACAACUCUCCUGUCAAAGAGACCAAGAAGAGCAGCAAACCUAGCCGUGUUCAAGCAGUAGAAAGCAUGGCAACGGACAAGACCCCCAAGAAAUGUGACGUCUCCCCUGUCAAAGAGACACCUAAAAAGGCAAAGGAGAAGGCAGAGAAAAAGGUAACACUGAAACGCAAGAGUACAGAGAUGGGCAGUGAGAAUACAAAGCAGAAUGUUACCCUGAAGGAGAGCGGGAAGGAGACAGCAGCUGCGGUUGAAAUAGCAGGUAAUAAAGUUAAGAGAAGUCCCAAAAAACAGAUGACAGGGAAAACAAGUGUUCAGGAUAAGUCCGAAAUAAAGGAAACCGUGGAAAAAGUUCAAAAGGCGGGUUUGGAAGAGGACAAUGUUGAGAAAGCGAAAUCAGUCAAGGACAGGUUAGAGAAAGAGACGCUGGAGAGGGAGAAUAUGGAGAAGGUGAAGGAGGAUAACAAGAGGCUGGAGAGGAAGAAUAUGGAAAAGGCGAAGGAGGAUAACAAGAGGCUGGAGAGGGAGAAUAUGGAGAAGGCGAAGGAGGAUAACAAGAGGCUGGAGAGGGAGAAUAUGGAGAAGGUGAAGGAGGAUAACAAGAGGCUGGAGAGGGAGAAUAUGGAGAAGGUGAAGGAGGAUAACAAGAGGCUGGAGAGGAAGAAUAUGGAGAAGGUGAAGGAGGAUAACAAGAGGCUGGAGAGGGAGAAUAUGGAGAAGGUGAAGGAGGAUAACAAGAGGCUGGAGAGGGAGAAUAUGGAGAAGGUGAAGGAGGAUAACAAGAGGCUGGAGAGGGAGAAUAUGGAGAAGGUGAAGGAGGAUAACAAGAGGCUGGAGAGGAAGAAUAUGGAGAAGGUGAAGGAGGAUAACAAGAGGCUGGAGAGGGAGAAUAUGGAGAAGGUGAAGGAGGAUAACAAGAGGCUGGAGAGGGAGAAUAUGGAGAAGGUGAAGGAGGAUAACAAGAGGCUGGAGAGGGAGAAUAUGGAGAAGGUGAAGGAGGAUAACAAGAGGCUGGAGAGGAAGAAUAUGGAGAAGGUGAAGGAGGAUAACAAGAGGCUGGAGAGGGAGAAUAUGGAGAAGGUGAAGGAGGAUAACAAGAGGCUGGAGAGGGAGAAAAAAGAGCAGCUGGAGAAACUGAAGAAUGAGAAAGAAGGAAAAGAGAACAAAAACGCAAUAAAAUCUCAGAAUACAACUUCUAAAAAAAUUGAGAAAGUGGUUGAAAAGACUGUUCAAAAAGCUCCUCAAAGUCAGGGAGCACCAGUGCAAAAACAAGGAUAUAAGAGCAAGACGAAGCCAGUGAAGAGAAAAGCUACAGAGGCCUUGGACUUAUCAAUGAAGGAAUCUCCUGAGUCCUGCACCAACAUUAAGGCCAAACGGUUAAAAAUCAAGCCUGCUGACAAGUCACAAUCAAAAGCCAGUACCCCCCGAAGCAGAACUACUGAGCAUUGCCCAGCGUCCGAGCAGAAGGACCCAGCAAACCAGAUUAUGUACUUGCCUGUAGUGAAAAAGCUGAAAGAGACCGAAAAGAGCAACAAGAAAGAAGCAAGCCCUGGAGAGACUGAGGCUUCCAGUGAGAACAAGGAGUUUUCCAUCAUUGACAACCCCAUUAGCCCCCCUGAAAGCAAAACGUGUCCUGCCACAGAGCUUCAGCCAACAGUUGUACAGGAAGAGCAGCAGGAAUCUGACCAGGAGGAGACUGUCCCCGCUCUGGAUACAUCUACAGGGCAGAGCCCGGCUGAAGAACGGCCCAAUAAUGGAGAAAACAACCUUGCACUGCAAAAUGUAUCCCCAACCAAGGACACAACCCCACGAGCUGAGCAGGCUAAGGUCGCCGAGAAAGCAGAGGAAACUCCUGAAGGCUUCAGCAGCACCGACGAGUCCCCAUCUCACAUAGAAAGUGACGUCGCUCCUGAUUUCAGACUGGCACAGGGACAACCAUCAACACCAACAACACCCUCCCUGGAGCUCCCUAGGCCAAGAGGAAAGCCUUCUGAAACCGAGGAGGACGAGGGCAUCCACAGCCAUGACGGAGGAAGUGAGAUCAGUGACAGCGCCUCGGAGGGCAGCGACGAUUCAGGGCUCAACGGGCUGGCGGCUGCCGCCGGUAAACUGGCCAAUGACCCUGAAACUCCCACAGAAGAGAUUCCGACUCCAACUGAACUCAAGAGUCACAUGUGUGUCUUCUGUGACCGUACCUUCCCCUUGGAGGCGGAGUUCCGUCGGCACUUGAAUCGGCACCUGGUGAAUGUAUACUAUCUUUGACAAUGCAUCCAAGCCGGACCAGUGAAUGUCUGCAGAGCAGGGAGCUUUGAUUCCAGCGGUGUAUUUUGCUUGACCCUUUCCCCCUGUUAUAAAACAUAUGUAUAGUUGUGUCUGUGUAAACAUAUUAACAGUACAUAUUCAGUUACCUUGCAUUAGUGCUCACUGUUACUGCUGUAUCAAAUAUUCAUUGAAUAUUCUAUGGAAUUCCUUAAACGAUCUGACAGUCUUUGUAAUACCAGCUUUAGGCAGACUAGUUAAUUUGAUUAUUGGUGUCUGGGCUUUCACGUAUUGGUUCCCAGACCGUUUGACUAUUAAUUCUACAGUUCUUGUUUUCAAACAUAAAUCAUAGAGGAUAUGUGAGUUGAUACCAUGUGAGGUCCAAAACUAAUGUUCAUGGUUUGGCAUUUGGCUGAGACAUCCAUCAAAGAAAAUAUGGGCUAUCAUUUUUUUUGCUUGUAAAUCUCAUAUGGUUAUGCAACUAACUAAAAGCUAACCAUUCUGUAAUAGCGUUGUAUAUACAGGUAACUGCCAAAAUAAAGGUGUUGGGCCAUAACAGCUUCAAUGCACCUUCUACAAGUGCCUGGAACUCUAUUGGAGGGAUGCGACACCAUUCUUCCACGAGAAAUUCCAUCAUUUGGUGUUUUCUUGAUGGAGGUGAAAAAUGCUGUCUCAGAUGCCGCUCCAGAAUCUCCCAUAAGUGUUCAAUUGGGUUGAGAUCUGGUAACUGAGACAAAAACACUUUAAACCCCC